Messenger RNA from Vidua macroura (Pin-tailed whydah), 1528 nucleotides. It is a transcript of the gene VRK1, whose product is annotated as VRK serine/threonine kinase 1. The record is from RefSeq and is a predicted model, not a curated record. Gene Ontology annotation, biological process: peptidyl-serine phosphorylation; signal transduction. Gene Ontology annotation, cellular component: cytoplasm; nucleus. Gene Ontology annotation, molecular function: protein serine/threonine kinase activity; ATP binding. The transcript is spliced from 13 exons. The coding region runs from base 1 to 1362 and encodes 453 amino acids. NCBI's taxonomy places the organism in Eukaryota, Metazoa, Chordata, Aves, Passeriformes, Viduidae.
AUGGGCGCGGGCGAUGCUGGGAGGUGGCGCCGGGGCGGGCGGGCCGCCUGGGGCCGCGGGCAGUGCGGGAAUUUCGGACCGGGAGGAAGGAGCGGCGCCGGGCCCGCUCGCGCAGGAGGGAAAAUGCCAAAUAAGAAAAUGGCUGGAAAAAGAGCCCCUGCAAAAACGAAACUUGCUGAAGUGUUUGGUCUGGGGGAAGUUCUAGCAGAUACAUCAAGAAAAGAAUGGAAAUUAGGUGUCCCUGUAGGGCAGGGAGGCUUUGGACGCCUAUACCUUGCUGAUGUUAAUUCUUCAAAGUCGGUUGGCAGUGAUGCCCCUUAUGUUGCGAAAGUGGAACCCAGCCAGAAUGGACCUCUUUUUACUGAGUUAAAGUUCUACAUGCGAGCUGCUAAGCCAGAUGAAAUUCAGAAGUGGACUAAGUCCCAUAAACUGAAAUAUUUAGGUGUACCAAGAUAUUGGGGUUCUGGCUUGCAUGAAAGAAAUGGAAAAAGCUAUCGAUUUAUGAUAAUGGACCGAUUUGACAGAGAUCUCCAGAAGAUGUAUGAAGAGAAUGCAAAACAAUUUUCUCAUAAGACUGUACUACAAUUGGGCCUGAGAAUACUUGAUAUUCUGGAAUAUGUCCAUGAGCAUGAAUAUGUGCAUGGAGACAUCAAGGCCUCAAACCUCCUUCUGAGUUACAAGAACCCUAAUCAGGUGUACUUGGUGGAUUAUGGGCUUGCCUACCGAUACUGUCCUGAAGGAGUUCACAAAGUAUAUAAGGAAGAUCCUAAAAGGUGCCAUGAUGGAACUAUUGAAUAUACCAGUAUUGAUGCACACAAGGGUGUGGCACCAUCAAGACGUGGUGAUCUGGAGAUCUUGGGUUACUGUAUGAUUCAUUGGCUUAGUGGCCAUCUACCAUGGGAAGAUAAUUUGAAAGAUCCAAAUUUUGUCAGAGACUCAAAAAUCAGAUGUAGAGAUAAUAUUUCCAUUUUGAUGGACAAAUGCUUUCCUGGGAAAAAUAAACCAGAUGAAAUAGCCAAAUAUAUGGAAAAGGUGAAGGUACUCAGCUAUGAAGAGAAACCUGUUUAUCAGCAUUUCCGAGAAAUACUUCUGCAAGGUCUCAAGGCCAUUGGACAAAAAGAUGAUGGUGUGCUUGACUUUGGCUUGGCAGAGAAUGGAGACUUUCAAAGAAAACCCGUGCAAAAGAAAAGAAGUAAGGCAGCAGCUGCAGCCAGUGAGAGCACUGAGGCAAAAAUGGAAGAUACAGGAAGUCCAAAGAAAAAGAAAGCUGCUAUUUCUAAUGCAAUUGCUACCAGAUCCCAGAAGAUGACCUCACCAAAACCCAAGAAAAGCACAGCAACCAGAAAGAGAGUCCAGAAGUAAAUAAUAUAUGGAGCAACAAAUUAAGUUGCUCUGUGGCUCAUUUCUGAUUUUUUUUUGUUGUUGAUAGCACUGGAAUCUUUUUCUUUCCUUUUUAAAUGAUGAAUCCGGUAAAAACAUGGACUGCUGUUUGUACCUGUUUUUGAAGAAUAAAUGUUUUAUUAAAAUA